Messenger RNA from Cylicocyclus nassatus, 3939 nucleotides. NCBI's taxonomy places the organism in Eukaryota, Metazoa, Nematoda, Chromadorea, Rhabditida, Strongylidae. The record is from the annotation of a GenBank genome assembly.
AUGCUGACGAGGAAGAACUCCUCAGGACGUCUAGGAGUAACUCCAUUUUCUGGACGAGAUAGCUUGGUAGCUUUGUCUGAUCUCCUAACAUCGCAACAGAAGAAACUUAACAAACCUGAUUACGUCGAGAGCGAACGACUUGAGUUCGCUUUGAAGAUCGCUUGUUGUAUUUCGCUAGUCACCGUCUGCCUGCACACACCGAAAACACUCGGACUAUGGUGGCCACUCACCUAUAUAGUGCUAUUCUUGGAUUUCAUCUCAAUUUUGAUACUCACUUCCGAGGUGGUGAUACGACUGCACUACGAAGGAUUGUACCCGGCUAACUCCUCAUACCUACACAACCGGUGGGCACAAUUCGAUAUGUUUAUGGUCGCAUCACAUUGGAUGUCAUGGAUAUUGCAUUUCUACCAGUUACUGCUGAUUCACUUUCCAAUGACUUCUUUCCCAUAUGAGGACUGGUUUGGCGUCAUUAGAUCAGUUCGACCGUUCAUAAUCAUCCGACUGAUUAGGCUCGCCAUUAAGUUUAAGCUGCCAAAGGCGAGAAUCGAGCAGUUGCUGAAGAGGUCAAGUCAGCAAGUGCAAAAUGUCACCGUGUUUUUUGUGUUUUUCAUGGCAUUAUAUGCCAUUGUAGGGAUCCAAUUGUUUGGUAGAAUGGAUUAUCACUGUGUUGUACCCAGCACAGACCCCAAUAAUGUUACCAUAGCCGAUUUGGCGAUACCUGACACGAUGUGUUCCCAAAAAGGAGGUGGAGGGUAUGAGUGCCCUGGAGAAAUGGUCUGUAUGCGGCUCAAUUUGAACGCAAAAUCCGAAGGAUUUUAUGGAAUGUUCAAUGAUUUCGGAGCCAGCGUUUUUACAGUAUACCUAGCAGCAUCUGAAGAAGGAUGGGUUUACGUUCUCUACGACUGUAUGGAUUCCUUGCCAUCACAUUUGGCCUUCAUCUACUUUCUGACGCUCAUCUUUUUCCUGGCUUGGCUGGUUAAGAACGUCUUCAUUGCUGUAAUAACGGAAACGUUCGCCGAAAUUCGUGUGCAGUUCAGUGAAAUGUGGCAGAAGAAAGAUGUGACGCUUGACGAAGAGUUCCGCCAGAAGCUCGAAAAAAACGAGGACGGAUGGCGUCUAAUACGUCUCGAUGCCGAUGUGAGCGUCGAGGGCAGGAAACUGAAGCUGCAAAAGUUUUUGCGGACGAUGGGAUUCCAAUGUUUUGUCAUCGUUUUCGUACUGUCGAACGCCAUUAUCAACGCCUCGUUUGUCUACCGACAUGAUAAAAGUGACAAGAUCAGGAAGAAAUACUACUAUUUUAUUGAGGUUGGAUUCACCCUGCUUUUCAACCUGGAAUGCUUGAUCAAGAUCAUCUGCUACGGGUUCAGAAAUUUUCUGCGGAGAGGAAUUUUCAAAUUUGAAUUGAUCUUGUGCAUUGGCAGCUCGCUGAAUGCCAUCAAGUAUUUCUACGAUAGGAACUAUUUCACCUAUUUUCAAGCUUUUCGCCUUCUUCGACUAAUAAAGGCGUCUCCAAUACUGGAGGACUUUGUGUGGAAGAUCUUUAGUCCCGGCAAGAAACUUGGUGGUCUUGUAAUUUUCACCAUAACAUUCGUCAUCAUUGCCUCUGCCAUCUCCUUGCAGCUCUUCUAUGCUGUUCCAAACCUUGAGUAUUUUCAUACAUUCCCUCAGGCAUUCAUGUCAAUGUUCCAAAUCAUUACUCAAGAAGGAUGGACGGAUUUUGUGGUGGAGGUGUUACGGGCCACUGAUGAUAAGCUUGUGCCUUUCGUAGCAGUCUAUUUUGUUGCGUACCAUCUUUUUGUUACUUUGAUUGUCCUGAGUCUCUUUGUCGCAGUCAUCCUUGACAACCUGGAAAUGGAUGAAGAGCUGAAGAAAGUCAAGCAGCUGAGGGCAAGAGAGGCCACUACAUCCAUGCGAUCCACCUUACCUUGGCGAUUAAGAGUAUUUGAAAAAUUUCCAACGCGACCACAAAUGGCAGCAAUGAGGAGGGUAGACUCCGAGUUCCCCAUGCCAAAAGUUCGUGAUAGUUUUGCCCACCAAUUUGCAUUAGAAGGAGUCGAUACAGAACUGUACGACCAAGACGAGGACCGUCCGAAAACUGUGCUACAGUUGUCCAACACGAAGCGUUUCCACCUAGAUGAGCCUCAUUUUCGUCACAUUGGUAGUGUCUCUCUGAAGACAAGCAUAGCAAACCUUCUAGAAAUAUCGGAUCGCACUCGUCAGUCUGUCACGAACUCCCUUAACUUUUUACCACACUUUUCUCGUUCUUCUGGGAGCCUACACCCAAGGAAAGACGCUUUGCCCAAAUCGAGGACCAUGACCGGUAAAUUUCUACAGACGGCAAUGCGCACUAAACAACUGCUUUAUAAUGAAAACGGUGACCUUUCCCGGCCAUCUGAUUCGGCACCGAAAAAAGAAUUGAAGCAAGGAGAGAUCGACAUACGAGCUCUUCAACAGAAGCGACAUCUUGCGGAAAUUACCAGAACACGUAUCGAAGAGGACAUGCGCGAGAAUCAUCCAUUCUUUGAUCGUCCACUCUUCCUGAUUGGCAGAGCUUCGAAAUUGCGAGAGUUUUGUAAAAAGGUCGUUCAUUCGAAAUAUGACUCAGAUUAUGAAGGGACCAACGGAGGCUCGAAAACAAAGCGACGAUUUAAGGAGAUAAGGGCACUAAUAGGAAUCAUGCCAUACUUGGACUGGGGCAUGGUGACCAUAACAGUUUUUUCCUGCAUAUCUAUGCUCUUUGAAAGUCCAUGGCCGACUACUGGUGAAAAUCUUGUGAUGAACAAUCUCUAUUUACAGAUUGGAGACUACAUAUUUGUUAUAACGAUGACAUUUGAGCUGCUGCUCAAAAUAAUUGCUAAUGGACUGUUCUUCACUCCAAAGGCAGUCAUCAGCGACGUAGGAGGAGUUAUGACUAUGUUCAUUUAUUUUACCAGUCUCGCCUUUCUCAUAUGGAUGCCCCAUCAUGUUGAGAUCAACUCAUUUGCCCAACUACUGAUGAUAUUUCGAGCGAUGAGGCCCCUUCGGAUUUAUACUCUUGUUCCCCAUAUCAGGAGAGUUGUACUGGAAUUCUUCCGCGGGUUCAAAGAAAUUUUACUGGUAACAAUCUUAAUGAUUGUCGUUAUGUUCAUAUUUGCAAGCUUUGGUGUACAAAUUGUUGGAGGAAAGUUAGCCGCCUGUAAUGAUCCAACUGUUUUGUCAAGGGAAAAUUGUACGGGUAUUUUUUGGCAGAAAAUUUUCGUUACGCGUUUAGAAGUCUAUGGAAAAAAUGAUGAAGAGAUGCAUCCAAAAAUUCUUGUGCCAAGGGUGUGGACUAAUCCGCGAAAUUUCAACUUUGACCACGUUGGCAAUGCUAUGUUAGCUUUAUUCGAGACUCUGUCCUACAAAGGAUGGAAUGUAAUUCGAGAUAUUCUUUAUAGCAGACAAGGACCUUGGGCGGUAGUAUUCAUUCAUAUAUAUGUUUUCAUAGGAUGUAUGAUAGGACUGACAUUGUUUGUUGGCGUUGUUAUUGCUAAUUACACUGAAAACAGGGGAACCGCCCUUCUCACUGUUGAUCAAAGAAGGUGGCACGAUCUGAAAGCUCGCUUGAAAAUGGCACAACCUCUGCAUGUUCCUCCAAAACCAUCAGAAUCUGCGAGGCUACGGACGCUUUUCUAUGAGCUAUCGCUCAGCCGGCGAUUUAGUCAGAUAGUGCUGAAGGUGCUCGCAUUCACAUUUGCGGGUUUCUGGCAGUCCCGACGUAAUCGAAUUGAUCUUCUAAUUACAUUUUUUGGUCUGUUUUGGAUAUUCAUGCACUUCUUCGUGGCACUUCCUUCAAGCUCGUACAAACCAGCGACGGAGGCUAAGCUAAAAAGAUUCACCUACACAUUCGGCUACAUUAUCGUCAUUUUGCGUUUCUUCACCAUUGCCAGUGAGUUUCAAGCAUUCUUAUGGAACAAAUGA